AUGACACAAGAUGGAAAACCAGUUGCCAUGUAUUUUGCAAAACUAAAGGGGAUUUGGCAAGAAAUUGAUCAGAUGCGCCCAUGUCGCAUGAAGUGCCCAGAUGAUGUCAAGAUUUAUAAAGAGGAGCAGGAUCUCAUGAGAGUUCAUGUUUUUUUGGCUGGCCUAGAUCCAAUAUUUGAGAAUGCAAGGAGUGAAUUGCUUCGCCGGACUACCACACCAACCUUGCAGCAAGCCUUUGCUUAUAUUCGCAAAGAUGAGACCCAGAGGGCUGGAACUAGAGUAGUUACUUCAGAAGUUGCAGGCCUUGCAAUACAAUCAAAGCCAUCCAAUCCCUCAAGCAAUCGGUCACUCUCAAGCAAUCGGCCUCCUGCUUCUCUGCGUCCCUCUCCUCAAGGUCCUCCUCCAGGGUUUUCCUCAAAUCUGACUUGUAAUUACUGCAAGAAUCCAGGCCACAUCAAAGCAAAUUGUUACAGGUUAGUCGGUUUUCCAGCAGGCUACUUUGAUAGGCCCCGACCUCAGGACAACAAACCCAAGGGAAAGGCUGCUGUUCAUCUUGUUCAAGACCAAGACUACUAUGUUGUGACAGAACCAGAUUACACCAACUUUGCUGGUAAGGAUACCGCAUCCGACCUCCUCACCAGGGAAAUAAUCGGCAGGGGUUAUCUGAGGGGUCGACUAUUUCAUCUGGAUUGCAUGUUCGCCGGAAUGAAGCCGGAGAAGGCAGUCCAAGCAGCGUUGAUUUCGACUGGGGUUACUAAUCGAGUUGAAGAAUUAUGGCUAUGGCAUCGGAGAUUGGGACAUCCUUCCUUUAGUGUCAUGAAGAAAUCUAUGCCAUCCUUGUUUCUGGGCAUUGAUGAGUCUAAGUUGCACUGUGAGUCAUGUGUCUUAGCUAAAAGUCAUCGUACUAGUUAUCCUUUGAGUACUACUAGGAGUUCUUUUCCUUUUGAGCUUAUUCAUUCUGAUGUAUGGGGACCUUCCCGUGAGUCAACCUUGUCUGGAAAACAUUGA
This is a messenger RNA of Rosa chinensis, 1008 nucleotides long. RefSeq lists its product as uncharacterized. The transcript has 2 exons. Lineage: Eukaryota; Viridiplantae; Streptophyta; Magnoliopsida; Rosales; Rosaceae. The record is from RefSeq and is a predicted model, not a curated record. The coding region runs from base 1 to 1008 and encodes 335 amino acids.